AUGAAUAGGUUCAUAAGUGAUACUUCUGGCCUAUUUGAUGAAUUAUUUCCUCAUUGUGAAGCAUACAAUGAUGCAUUUGCAUCAUUAUAUGCUUUGAAAACUUAUGACAACGCGGAGUUGAACAAAAUUUACCAAAAGAUCAAAAUUAAUUUGAUAGAUUCUAAAAUAUCUUCAGCUGAAGAGAUUAUUAGAACUAUGUCUGAGAUUUUUUUAUAUAAUAAUUGUUAUUUAAGAUCAUACUUCACAAUUUUCAAAUUGAGCUAUGAAGAAUUUCAUCCGAAUCAAGUAUUGAACAUAAAUCCUCUUUUCGAUUACUUUGUUUAUAAAGAAUAUGGAAAAUCACUUGAUAAAAAUAACUUAGAAAAAAAUUUCAAAAGAUAUUCUUGGAAAGAUUUUUCAUUAGAUAUUCAUCAAAAAUACACAAUAUAUGAAGCCAUUAUGCAUGACAAUAAAGAGCAAUUUAUUUCGAUCGCAGAAAAUAAUGAUUUUGAUGAAAAACAAUUACUAUCAAGCGAAUUCUAUCCGGAAAAUAACAACCGCUAUACAUUGCUUGAAUUAUGUUGUUAUUAUGGAGCAGUUGAUUGUUUUAAAUUUAUUAGGACAAAGUUCGAUUCAAUAAUUACAACGAAAUGUCUUGAAUUAUCAUUUUUAGGUGGCAAUCCAGAGAUAAUGCACGAAUGUUUGAAAACAUGUUAUCCAAAUGAAAAGUGUAUGACCAAUGCUAUCAUUUCCCACAACAUUGAUUUUGUAACUUUUUUGAUGAAUGAAUACGAAUUAGCAAUUAAUAUUGAGGAAUGUCAAAGAUAUCAUAACAUUCAAGCAUUUUUGGUUUAUUAUGAUUGCAUUAAUAUGAAUGACAUCAACGAUUGCUACAUUCAAUCAAUAAAUUUCAAUCAUAUAGGAAUAAUUGAAAAAAUACUUUUUCUUGGCGCAGAUAUUAAUGCAAAAACUAAAUCUGGUGGUACUGUUCUUUAUUUUGUAUUGCAAAGAAAACUGAACAUAUUAGCAGAGUUUCUUUUAUCACGUGGUAUUUCAAUUAAUGCAAAAGAUAAUGGUGGAUUAACAGCUCUCCAUCUUUCAAUGAAAUUGCAAAAUAAAAGUAUUAUGGAAUUUCUUUUAUCGCAUGGUGCAGAUGUAAAUAUUGGUGAUAACUUCGGAUUAACAUGUCUUCAUAAUGCAGUAUGGAAUAACAACAAAGAAAUAGCAGAACUUCUCCUUUCUAAUGGAGCUAAUGUUGAUGCCAAAGAAAGCAUGGGAUUAACAGCUCUCCAUUAUGCUGCGAUGAAUAAUUAUCAAGAACUUGUAAACCUAUUGGCAUCUCAUGGUGCAGAAUUAAAUGCUAAAGAUGAUAAUGGGAAAACUGCACUUAUUUCUGCAGCAGAAUGGAAUAGAAAAGAAACAAUGGAGCUUCUUAUCACUCUUGGUGCCGAUAUCAAUUCGAAGGAUAAUAAUGGGAAGACUCCCCUUAUGGCUGCAGCAGAAUGGGAUAGAAUAGAAACAAUUGAUUUUCUGAUUGCCCAUGGUGCGGACGUUAAAGCAAAAGAUAACAAAGGGAAAACAGCAUUAAAUUAUGCAGCAUCGCGGAAAAAUAGAAACACAAUAAAAGCUCUAAACGAAAAGGACCAUAACCCAAGAUAA
Molecule: messenger RNA, 1638 nt
Organism: Trichomonas vaginalis G3
Lineage: Eukaryota; Parabasalia; Trichomonadida; Trichomonadidae
Product: spectrin binding
Exons: 1
Coding region: 1-1638 (545 amino acids)
Molecular function (GO): protein binding
Source: RefSeq, a predicted model, not a curated record